GCGGCGAAUUGGCGGGGAACACCACGGCCGCAAGCGAUAUUACAGUGGGCAGCACUGAGUAGCCAGACUGAGUAGCCAGCCACUCCCUCGGAUCUCAUCCAACACGGCGACACGCUGCAGGACCAAGCCCUAACACACGGCAGAGAAGAGCACCAUCUGGCGCCAUGGUUCCACCACUGAUCUCCCUCGAGGAGCAUUUCCUCUUCUCCACAGACAGCAGCUUCGAGGCCAAGUUCUCAGAGCAGCUGAAGCAUCUUCCCGGCCUGGCCAGCAGGCUCCGGCUCGGCGACCUGCGGCUCCAAGACAUGGACGCUGGGCGGAUCUCAAUCCAAGUCAUCUCACACGUACCCGGAACGUUGUCCACGUCGCAAUGUCGAGCCGCGAACGAUCAAUUGGCCACGGCUGUCACCCAGAACAAGUCUCGAUUCGCGGGCUUUGCUGUCCUUCCCAUGAAGGAGCCUGGUGCUGCCGCGAAUGAGUUGAUUCGAUGCGUUCGCGAGUUAGGGUUCGUCGGAGCCUUGAUUGACAACCAUGUCGAUGGGAGAUAUUACGAUGGCAAGGAAUAUCAUCCUGUUUUUCAGGCCGCACAGGAUCUCGAUGUUCCCAUCUAUUUGCAUCCAACCUGGCCCUCGGAAGAUAUGGCACCUCAAUAUUCGGGGAACUUCAGUGAUGGCGCGGCUGCCAGUCUCGGCGCGUCCGGGUUUGGCUGGCAUUCGGAGACGGCGCUGCAUGUCCUGCGCCUAUUUGCAGCAGGUGUCUUUGAUAAAUUUCCGAGGGUCAAAAUCGUCGUGGGACAUUUUGGAGAAAUGCUUCCGUUCAUGCUCCAGCGAGUGUGCGAUUUAUCCGUGAGAUGGGGAAAGUUUGAGCGGCAGUUCAAGCAAAUCUGGGAUGAGAAUAUUUGGAUCACGACGAGUGGAGUGUGGUCAAUUGAUCCGAUGGCUUGCAUUUUGAGGAAUACAAAUAUCGAGCGAAUACUCUACAGUGUGGACUAUCCGUUUGCAACGAACGAGAAGGGGUUGAGCUGGAUGGAAGAGUUAGAGAGGAGUGGGUUGGUAGGGAAGGAUGACCUUGAGCGGAUUGCAUUCAAGAAUGCAGAGUCGUUGUUAAAGCUUAAGGUGACGGAGACGGCGUUUUGAGUGGGAAUGAGGGUCAGAGGAGGAAUGAUCGGUAUAUGAGGUGUUUUAGUUAUGAAAUUUCAAUUUUUCUUUUUGGCCUUUCGUAAUUUCCGGGGCGUCUCUUGUAGUCGCAUUCUGAAAAUGUUGUCUGCACUCUCUCAUAGCUAAGUCUCGAAGGCCCC
Messenger RNA from Hyaloscypha bicolor E, 1297 nucleotides. RefSeq names its product amidohydrolase 2. Gene Ontology annotation, biological process: secondary metabolic process. Gene Ontology annotation, cellular component: cytosol; cytoplasm. Gene Ontology annotation, molecular function: carboxy-lyase activity; hydrolase activity. The transcript has a single exon. The record is from RefSeq and is a predicted model, not a curated record. The coding region runs from base 165 to 1136 and encodes 323 amino acids. Lineage: Eukaryota; Fungi; Ascomycota; Leotiomycetes; Helotiales; Hyaloscyphaceae.